GUAGUAGUCUAAUUGAUCGGAAGUUGUUUUUUUUUCUGUCGCUAUGACUACAGAUUGCCUCAGUUUUCAGAUCUUUAGAAGAUGGCUACUAGAAUCGGGAGAUCAGCAACUGUUCUUUCUUCUGUACCACUACAAAUACUUUUCUUUUUAAAUGUUGUCUAUUUUGUAUUUUACUUCUUGGCAACACUUUUGAUGAUCAUUUAUAAAAGCCAGGUUUUAAGCUACCCUGAUGGCAAUUUGGCAGUGGACUUGGUCUUGCUUUUUAUCAUGAUAUUUGUGGAGGCAAUCAGACUAUACCUGGGUUCAAAGGGCAAUUUAAGAGAGGAGAAAGUUCCCAUGGGAAUUAGUCUUGCUCUCACAUGUGGAAGUGCUAUGCUUUCUGUUUACUUCUUGGUGUGGCAGACUUAUGUUCUGAGGGCUGAUAUAAUCAUUAAUGCUAUCCUGUUAAUCAUCUAUUGUCUGGAAAGUGUGCUUGACAUCAUAGCAAUUGCUGCUUUUGCCAGUGCUUAUGCAUAGGGGGAUUUUGAACAAAGGCAAUAUGGGUCAAAAGUUUCAUAAUAGUGUUUUGGCCAGUUCCAGUAUGACACAGAUCCAUCUAAGAUAAAUUGAUAUUUGUUACCUAUAAUACUGUAAAUAUUUUCAUAGACAUAUGUCAGAUUACACUGUAUAAUUAGUACAGAGAACAUAUCUCAUAAAUAAGAGAGCUCAGGUUGUCUGCAUUGCAACAGUAAUUGGUUGGUCAGAUCUGUCAUUCAUUAAAUACGUUUAAUUCUCUGUUUCUCAAAAAAAAAAAAAAAGGCAUUUUCAUCUAAUGUAAAGAUGUAUGCACAUUUUUUUCCUAACAAAAUCAUGUCACUGAAUUUUACACUCUAAAAUGUAAUCAGUGUUUUAUUUUGUUCCCCUUACAAAUUAAAUUACUACCCUUUUAUCAUAAAAAACAGUGGUUACAUAAUGUACUGUACUGUAUAUUUUAAGGCAUUGUAUGUAUAUAUUAAGUAGCACAAAAAUGUAUUAUUUUUAUUCUGAACAUUAACAUGUGUCUGCAGAAUUUUCUCAUAUAUUCCAGCAUGUUUAUUUCAUGGAAGUGUACUCAGUGUAAACAGCUGCAACAAAUGUUCACAAGCAAAGUAAAUUUGAAUUUAGAUUAAAUAUUUUUAAUUUUAUUGUUGUUCAUAUUUCUGUUUACAUUUCUUUAAUAAAACACUGACAUAAUGAAAACUUUCAUGGACAUUUUGUUUUUACUGCAUG
Molecule: messenger RNA, 1248 nt
Organism: Erpetoichthys calabaricus (reedfish)
Lineage: Eukaryota; Metazoa; Chordata; Cladistia; Polypteriformes; Polypteridae
Product: transmembrane protein 80-like
Exons: 6
Coding region: 82-516 (144 amino acids)
Biological process (GO): non-motile cilium assembly
Cellular component (GO): ciliary transition zone
Source: RefSeq, a predicted model, not a curated record